Cucurbita pepo subsp. pepo (vegetable marrow) is the source of this 1373-nucleotide messenger RNA. Its product is annotated as protein TEEBE. Lineage: Eukaryota; Viridiplantae; Streptophyta; Magnoliopsida; Cucurbitales; Cucurbitaceae. The record is from RefSeq and is a predicted model, not a curated record. Gene Ontology annotation, cellular component: plasma membrane; cell wall.
CUCACUAUAAAUUCAAUCUUCUCCCAUCCAUUCCACUCGAACCCUUCACCCCAUUUCCUCUCUUAACUCCAAAAAAUGGCUUCUUCUCCAUUUUCACCACUGCCAUUGCUCGCUUUCUGCUUGCUUUUGGCCUCUUCAGCCCUUGCAGGGCCCAUUCUGGAAGGACUUCUAGCAAAUGGGAACUUUGAGUUAGCACCAGCCCAAACUAAACUAAAGAAAACAGUAAUAAUGGGAAAAGACUCUCUCCCCAACUGGGAAAUCAAUGGCUUGGUUGAGUACAUCUCCGGCGGGCCUCAACCAGGAGGAAUGUUCUUCGCCGUCGCUCACGGUGUCCACGCCGUGAGGCUCGGCAACGAAGCGUCCAUAUCUCAGACCAUAAAACUGAAAAAAGGGUCUCUUUAUGCUCUUACAUUUGGAGCUUCAAGAACAUGUGCACAAGAUGAAGUUUUGACUGUCUUGGUGCCUCCCCAAAAUGGAAGUUUGCCUCUACAAACUCUUUACAGCAGCAACGGAGGCGAUGUCUACGCGUUCGGGUUCAUAGCUCCUGCCGAUUCCGUUAAGGUGACGUUCUACAAUCCUGGAGUUCAGGAAGAUCCUGCUUGUGGACCUCUGCUGGAUGCUGUUGCCAUCAAAGAGCUCAUUCCUCCAUUGCCAACAAGAUAUAACUUGAUCAGGAACCCGAGCUUUGAGGUCGGUCCUCAUCGGUUAGUAAACUCGACGAAUGGAGUUCUUCUACCUCCAAAGCAAGAAGACAUCACAUCUCCACUUCCCGGCUGGAUCAUAGAGUCUCUGAAGGCAGUAAAGUUCAUUGAUUCAGAGCAUUUCAAUGUCCCCGUUGGACUUGCAGCGAUCGAGCUCGUUGCAGGGCGAGAAAGCGCCAUAGCUCAAAUCAUCAGAACCAUCCCCAACAAAUUCUACUCUCUAACGUUCAAAGUCGGCGACGCGAAGAACGGGUGCCAUGGCUCAAUGAUGGUUGAAGCAUUUGCUGCUAAAGACACUGUCAAAGUUCCCUUCCAAUCUCAAGGAAAGGGCCUUUACAAAACUGGCAUUCUCAAGUUCAAAGCCAUCUCAACUAGGACCAGAAUCACAUUCUUCAGUUCAUACUACCACACUAGAAUAGACGACUUUGGGUCCCUCUGUGGCCCUGUGCUCGACGACGUACGCGUCGUUCCUGCAUACUAGAGCCCAUGCCCCCUGGUCCGGUGUCGACGUAGAUGAUGCAACGGCUGCUUGAUCCAUAGUCUUUGUAAUUAAAACGUUUGAUGAGGCUAGCUGUGUGUUCUUGAACUUAGUUAAAAUGUUGAACACCAAUAUUUUAUAAAGCCAAUAUAUUUCUCUCUAGUAAUGGAGAAAGGAAAGCUAAGAUUUCAUGA